Molecule: messenger RNA, 1869 nt
Organism: Closterium sp. Yama58-4
Lineage: Eukaryota; Viridiplantae; Streptophyta; Zygnematophyceae; Desmidiales; Closteriaceae
Source: the annotation of a GenBank genome assembly
AUGUACGGCGUGGUGGCCGCCAUGACCGUCGGCGCGGAGAGCGAUGUGCCCACUGAUGCGCUCCGCCCGCUGCUGGCGCCCGACGUGGUCGUCACAGCCAAGGUCCGCCUGCUCAACGCGGCGAAUCUUACGGACUACGGGAUAACUUGGCAAGAGCUGACCUGUCCUUCGGAAGGCACGCUGAAGCCGCCCUCUCCUACCGCGGCGCUGCUGUACCUGCGCUUCGAGCAGCGCGCUGAGUCGCAGAACUCGGCCACGCCUCUCACGUCGCGCACGUGGCCCUUUGCUGACUCCGCGCAGCGCACGCCAGUCUACGCCACUCCGCUCGCGUUCCUCUCGCCCAUCGUCUCCUUCCGCUUUUACCCCGGCGCCCCCGCGGGACCAGCAGCGCAGCAGAAAGAACUCAGCUUGGUGGGUCUGGGAGGGUCUAAUGCGGGAGGCGGCCAGAUGCAGGUUGCUUUAAAUGUUCCAAGUGAGCUGCUUGCUUUGCCGCGUGCCUGCACUCUGAUAGACGUCGAGGGGGGUAUAGACCAGCAGACGUUGUCUCUUUCAGGCGCAGCUGACAUUGCACAGUGUUUCAGGUAUAGCAAUUUCAACAGCAGCUACUUCGUCGCGCUGACGGAGCCCGUGGAUCGUCAAUACCAGGUCAAGUUUCCGCCACCCCCUCCGCCAUCCCCUCCGCCUCCGCCUAGCCCCCCGUCUCCGCCUCCGCCUCCCCUUGCCCCUCCUCCUCCGGUCCCCCCGUCUCCGCCUCCCCCUCCGCAGGCUGAAGGCAGCAACACGGCCCUGAUCGUGGGCAUCAGCAUUGGCGUGGGCCUUGCGGUGCUGCUGCUGGCAGGUGCUGUGGCGGCGUUCGUUUAUAUCUGGACGGUCAGGCGGAAAAAGAAUGCGCAGUCACAGCCUGAAGGGAAGGUGGGCCGAGCACAGCUUCUAGCUGCAAUGGCAUCAUUUAAAAGUAGUUCUCAAACUUCGCAACGUACAACCGCCGUGGGUUCGGCCAUAGUCUCUCCCUCCUGUACUCACGCCGCGACUCGUCGCCAGCCCACAGCCAUCGUCCGCGAUAGCUCCACUCAGACCCGCGCGAAGCAAAUCGUCGGACACCGCAAUGCUGACCUCCCGUUCCGCCAAUUCCCGCGUUUCGCCAGACCCGCCAACACAGACACCCGCGGAACCAACGGGUUCCGCCUUUGCGCCUACGCGGAAGCCGCGCCGGAGAGCGGAAGAGGGGGAUCCGCGGGCAGGGGGGACUCGUCGAACGGGGAAUUCGUGGACACGCGCAUUCACUGGAGCUCCCCGGACGAGGGGUGGGUGGGCGGUAACAGCAGCGGGUUCAGUUCCGAGGAGGAGUUCGAGGCGCGAUCGAGCGACGCGGGGCUACGCGCCGCGAUGAGCCGCGACAUGCAGCUGCUGAUCAUGUCCAACUCCAACAACCACUACACCGUGCUGGGCGUGUCGCCCCUGGCGGACACGGACGACGUGAAGGCGGCGUACCGGCGGCUGUCCAAGCGGUACCACCCCGACACGACGCGGCUGCCGCUGGCAGUGGCGGAGCAGCAGUUCGUGCGGCUCAACCAGGCCUACGAGGUGCUCUCCAGCUCCGAGGACCGCCGCCUCUACGACUGGAAGCUAGCCCAAGAAGCUUCUGAUGCGCGUGGGGGGCGGUUUGUGUGGCCGUAUGAGGUGGACCGCACACAGAGAGGCAUGGGCUCUCGGGACCCUCCCUCUCCUGUGGGCAGGAAAGGCCCUGGGGAGGAUGAGAAUGAUGUUCCUCUUUCAGAUGGCUCCAUCACGGCGCUUGCAUUUGAUGGAUUUGUUGUGCUGUUUGCAAUUGCUUGUAGUGUUUAUGCAGCCUACUUUAAGGGGAACUGA